Messenger RNA from Suillus subaureus, 1461 nucleotides. RefSeq lists its product as uncharacterized. Lineage: Eukaryota; Fungi; Basidiomycota; Agaricomycetes; Boletales; Suillaceae. The record is from RefSeq and is a predicted model, not a curated record. The transcript has 3 exons. Gene Ontology annotation, molecular function: histone binding. Gene Ontology annotation, biological process: DNA damage checkpoint signaling; positive regulation of transcription by RNA polymerase II. Gene Ontology annotation, cellular component: nucleus. The coding region runs from base 1 to 1461 and encodes 486 amino acids.
AUGGACGUUGGUCCCGCUCCUGCUGAGAUCAAAGCACCUUCAUCGCGGAAGCGGAGGCGCGUUGAGGACGUCAAGCCUGUUCGUGUCCCAUCGAAGGCAUCCACUCGUAGUAAAACCGCUGACACUCCUGCACCCGCUACCCGAGUUGCAAAACGGCUUCGCCACACUGUUUCUACAGGCCGUGCCCUUGCGGCUCAGCCCGCCACUCGCGUAUUCGCAUUAUGGAGGCAAGAUGGUCAUUACUAUGCAGGCACCGUCCACUCGUUACAGACCGGUACUAAAUAUCUCAUCAAAUUUGACGAUGAGACCGAGGACCAGGUGGAUGUUGUUAUGCUUCGUCGGUGCGAACUGCGGGUCGGAGAUGCUGUGAUCCUUUGCCACGGCAAUCUUCGUGGUACUGUGGUAGAUAUCGGUCAAAUGGAAUCAGGAUCCGUCACUGUCGAAGUUGACGACGGUUCUGACACCACUAGCUCAGAUUACGCCAUUUCGGACGUCCGGAUCGCCUCAAGAGCUAUCCAGUCUCAUUGGAAAGACCGCAUCCUUACUGCAGAUUCCAUCGUCACAAUUAUUCGGCCGAAGCUUCUACGUGCUACGCCCUCACCUUCCGGGAUGUCCUUGAUGAGUGCCACCUCGCUCAAGCAUAAGAAGCCAUUCGCGAAGACCGGUUUCGUUGUGACGCUCACCGUUCGCAUCAAGCACCCCGAGCAAAUGAAGGACAGUGUGAUGCUAGCUAUCAAGCACAAUGGGGGCACAGUCAUUGACGACUGGUCAAGCAUUUUCCCCAUGGAGGGUACCCAUAGCCAGUCAAAUAAACGCUGGGUAGCUUCCCAGGAAAACUUCAAGUUCAAGCCAAAGCCCGAGUUCGAGGGCCUGGAACGUGUUUUCCUCCUGGCCGACGAUUACAACCAGAAGCCCAAAUUUCUGGUGGCUCUCGCUCUUGGGAUACCAUGUCUAUCUAAUGAGUGGAUACGAGAUGAUUAUCUAAAGAAACAAACAUCACCGGACUGGCAACCCGUACUGCUUCCUGCUGGGUUUUCAGAGACAUUGAGCGCUCGCGUAUCUCAACUUGUUGAUUUAGACUGGGGCAACUGCAAAGAGCACUUGACUGAUAUCAUGUCGAAUACAGUAGCAUCCAAGUUAUUCUCUGGCAAGACCAUACUGUGCCUCGGCUCUGAUCUCGUGCCCCUACCGUCACGCGGGGGGAGAAAGGGUGGUUCCGAUGCUACGCAAGACGCGAGCCGAGUCGUUCCUUGGAUUAUGAUUUGCAUGGGAGCUUCUCGGGUGGAAGCCGUGACUGAAGCCAAAUUUGCAUCCAAAGAUCUUCCCGCGUAUGACUAUGUUAUCGUUAAGGAAGCCACAGAUUUUCCUAAAGACCUUCAGGACGACGUAACAUUCGCUCACGUUCCAUGGGUGAAGGAUUGUCUCAUUUCAGGAAGGCUUUUAACCUUGCCCGGUCGUUGA